Onychostoma macrolepis is the source of this 4038-nucleotide messenger RNA. It is a transcript of the gene pdhx, whose product is annotated as pyruvate dehydrogenase complex component X. Gene Ontology annotation, cellular component: pyruvate dehydrogenase complex; mitochondrion. The record is from RefSeq and is a predicted model, not a curated record. NCBI's taxonomy places the organism in Eukaryota, Metazoa, Chordata, Actinopteri, Cypriniformes, Cyprinidae. Gene Ontology annotation, molecular function: acyltransferase activity. Gene Ontology annotation, biological process: pyruvate decarboxylation to acetyl-CoA.
ACACACACAAACACACACCAGGUAAACAAAUUAACUUCUUAUACAGUGGUGGCCAAAAUGAUCAGAACACUAGUAUUUUCAGCAGCUAAAGAAUGGUUUUAAGGCAGUUAUUUCUAUCUUUUGCUGUAGUGUGUCAGUAGGAAAUAUCAGUUUACGUUUCCAAACAUUCAUUUUGCCAUUAAUUGUAAUUGAUGUCUCCAAGACGCUUCAAGAAAGCUACCUGCAAAGCUACAGUACUGUUAAAGGUUUUAGGCACUUGUGUAAAAAUGCUGUAAAAUGAGGAUGCUGUCAAAAAUAAUGUCAUAAAUAGAUUUUCUUGAUCAAUUAACUUCUGUUAACUAAAUGAAAACCUUGCACCAAAACAUUGAUCAUGUUUAAAAAAGGUGAAAUUCUCAAUAAAACACCAGAUCAUUUAAUAGUAAAUAAAAGUAAAUGGAGCACCAUUGUUCUGAAUAUUAUAAUUAAUUUGGGGAAUUAUGGGAGUCAAGUCGAAUUCCUUGAGUGUCAAGGGUUAGGAAUGUAACCAUCAUUCAAGGAGCCAUUUUGUUAAUAUUUUGGACAGGAAAUUAUAUCACGGAGAAGGACCUCUGGUGAUACUAACUGCUGCAUGCAAAGGAGAUAAAUGUGAAAUAAUUUGACAUUUUUAGGGUAUGGUCAGGUAUUCUUAGGUAUAGGUAUGUCAAAUGGUAUGACCUCAGAAAUACAUUGAUAAUUCAUCAUUAUUAUGAAAAUGAAUAUUAACUUUAAAAAUGACAUUUGAAAUAUUCCCACCAAGGCCAUGUACUUACAUAGGUGUCCAUGAUAAUGCCGGUCAAAUUUCAUUUUAAAUGGAAACGUCAAGUGAUGUAACCAGUUACACCAUUUGACUCCUAUUACAAGCCUGUCUGUUAGGGGCCAAUUUAGUCAAAUAUCACUAGUUUAUGAUGCUGAUUACAGAUAAAUAAAUAAAUAACCUACAAUUUUCAACUAUUUUCAAGUGUUAAAUAUUAUAUUUUUUGAGAAAAUGGUUCUUUCUCUACAACUUUAUUAUUAAAGCUCUGUAAGUCUAGAAUAAAAUAAUUAUAUUGUACAACAUUAGUGUUUUUGAAGGCUAGCUUUAAUGCAUAUUUCUAUUCCAUUCACUUAAAUUUUAAAGGGACAGUUCACCCAAGAAUGUAAAUUACCACCUGAUUUACUCGCCUUCAAGCCAUUCAAGGUGCAUAUGACUGUCUUCUUUCAGACGAAUCCAAUCAGCAUUAUAUUAAAAAACAUGUUCUGGCUCUUCCAAGCAUUAUAAUGGCAGUGAAUGGGUGAUAUUCAAUAGUCCAAUAGAAGUCCAAUAAACUGCAUCCAUCCAUCAUAAAAAAGUGCUCCAGACGGAUAUUUUUUCUUACAAAAGUGCAUUGAUUUGCUUCAGGAGCAAAUAUUUAAUAUUUCUCACUCUUUGGCGGUUACACCAUUUGACAUUUUCAUACAUUCAGUCUUAACUUUUGUAAAAAAUGGUACAUAUGUCAUUUUUAACUACCUAAAAUCAACAUAAACACGCUGUGUACAUUUUAAAAUACCUGAUGCAUGCUUUUAAAACAAGUUUUUAAAAUAUUUUUGAAUUUCUCAUCUUGCCAACCCCUUUUUGUCAGUGACCCAUGAACGCGUGAACCAGGACUGACGGUUCAGCUUGGGAUGUGAUUAUAUGAUUCAACAUUAACAGUGAGCUCUGAAAUUAAAACACAAAUUGUGGGCUCUUCAAACAGAGGCGUGUCAGAUAUCUUCACAGCAAGUGCUCAUGGGCUUGCGCUCGCUGACAUCACGGUCACAUGACAUCACUCAUCUGCGGCCCUACCUUCUUCACUUUGGCUUGCUCGGUUUUGGAGUCCUUCUCUGCCUUUUUGGCCAGCCGCUCCAGCUGCUUCGACGUGAACUGCUGCGCACUGACGUCCCCGUGACGUCACGCGCUGCUUCUUCUUCGUUGGCGGAUUGCAUUCUGGAGGCGUCACUACCGCCAUCUUCUGGAGCUAGUGAACCUCCACAUUCUCCAGUGACCACACGGUGCGAGCAUCUAUUACUUUGUCCACUCCUGCCACAUUAAGCUUCAUACAGCAGUCCAGCAGGCGGCGCUAGUGUGCGAAUCCCCAUCAGCGGCGGAGAGAAGAAGGCGCUGCGGGAGAAGGGCACAGCGAUGGCGGCCUCCAUCAGACUCGGGCGGAGGGGCGUCUGCAUCGCUCUGAGAGCCAUAAAACACAACAAUCUGACCGUUCAGAACAGACUAAUACCGCAGAGCAAGCGUCCGUGGACAGCGGGCCGGACCGGAAGCGGCUUCAGACACUUCUUCCUGUCGCCGUCGGUCUGCGGGGUCGCUCCGCUCAAGGUGGAGAUGCCGGCGCUCUCGCCCACCAUGGAGGAGGGAAACCUUGUCAAAUGGCUGAAGAAGGAAGGUGAUGAAGUGGCCGCCGGUGAUGCUCUCUGUGAGAUUGAGACAGAUAAAGCUGUGGUGGUCAUGGAGUCCAAUGAAGAUGGAGUCCUUGCUAAAAUACUCGUGCAGGAGGGCAGUCGAGGUGUGCGCUUGGGGACGCUCAUAGCACUGAUGGUCAGUGAAGGUGAAGACUGGAAACAGGUGGAGAUUCCAGCGCUGGAGCCCGUAACACCCACGGCGGCCGCCCACCGCAGCCCGCCCACUGCUGCUCCGCCCACUGCUGCUGACCCCGCCCCUCCUCCGACCACGACACCUUCAGCACUCAAACAGUUGCGCUUGAGUCCAGCUGCAAGACACAUUUUGAACACUCAUGGUUUGGAUCCUCACCUGGCGAAAGCUACAGGUCCACGCGGCCUCAUCACUAAAGAAGACGCUAUGAAGCUGUUGGGUCAGAGAGGUGAGGGCCGUCCCGCUCCAGCCCCGCUCACAGUCUCCGCUCCAGCCGUCGCCCCGAGCUCCGGACGCCCCUCAUUCCCACCCGUCUCCGUGCCCGGAAAACCUGGAGCGCCGGGCACGUUCACUGAGAUCCCGGCCUCUAAUGUGAGGAGAGUCAUUGCUCAGAGACUGACGCAGUCCAAGACCACCAUACCUCACGCGUACGCUUCGGUGGACUGUGACCUCGGGGCCGUCAUGAAGCUCCGCAAGCAGCUGGCCGCAGAGAACAUCAAGGUGUCAGUCAAUGAUUUCAUCAUCAAGGCGGCUGCCGUCUCACUCAGAGAGAUGCCGGAGGUGAAUGUGAUGUGGUCCGGAGACGGGCCGCAGCCUCUGGACUCCAUCCACAUCUCGGUCGCUGUGGCAACGCCCCGCGGCCUCAUCACGCCCAUCAUCAGAGACGCUGCUAACAAAGGGCUGCAGGAGAUCGCUGCCACCGCAAAGGCUCUGGCGCAGAAAGCUCGGGACGGGAAGCUCUUACCUGAGGAGUAUCAGGGAGGAUCCUUCAGUAUCUCUAACCUGGGGAUGUUUGGUAUCAGUGAGUUCAGUGCGGUCAUCAAUCCUCCUCAAGCCUGCAUCUUAGCCGUGGGCAGCACCAGGGCUGAACUGAGCUUGGCCCCCCAGGACCCAGACGGCCCCGUUCUCCGCACUCAGCAGCUAAUGACCGUGACUUUGUCCAGCGACGGCCGCCUGGUGGAUGACGAACUCGCCUCACGCUUUCUGGAAAAAUUUCGUACAAACCUAGAACAGCCUCAGCGUGCGAGUCUGUCAUAGAGAGAGGAUGAAGUGCUGGGACUCAAUGUUAUGGGGCUUCUCUUAUAUGUGCUAUUUAUUCAUUAAGAUGUACAUAGAUAUGUACAUAGACAAGCAACUCAAGGUCAGAGAAACACUUCGAAGACCUAGGUCAAUUAAUAAUAUGAUUUGCAGCACUUCUGCAAUAAAGGGAAUGGACUGUUCUGGUUAUUUUGCGAGUGAGAAGCGUUCAGUGUACUGCGUGAAAGUAAACCUACUGAUAAUCACGUUAAAGCACCUUUAUAGUAGACAAUAUCUGUCAACUUAAGUAUCAAACCAUUGAACCAAGCCAUUAAAUCAUGUAAGGACACUAUAUUUUGGAUUGCCAAAUAAUCCAAUAAACUCAUGUCUUCUGCUCUACUGUA